This is a messenger RNA of Rubroshorea leprosula, 575 nucleotides long. Lineage: Eukaryota; Viridiplantae; Streptophyta; Magnoliopsida; Malvales; Dipterocarpaceae. The record is from the annotation of a GenBank genome assembly.
GAAAUAAUUUAAAAUUUUAAAAUUAUGUCAUUUUAAUAAAUUAAUACUCAUAAAAAUUACAAGAAAGGAAAGGAAAGGAAAGGAAAGAAGAGUGGAGAGUGAAUAUUGAUGACCUAUUUGUGAUGGCUCUAAUGAUUUUUCUGGGGAAGGAAAGGAGAGAAAAGUGGAGAGUGAAUACUGAUGACCUAUUUGUGAUGGCUCGAGUGAUUUUUCUCUCCUUGGUGGGAGGUGAUGGCGGGUUGUUUUCGAAGGAGGUUUUAAAGGAGUUGAGCAUUGAUGAUCCUGCAGGAUUGGUGCUCGAGUUUCGUUGGGCACUGCCUGUGGUAGAGGGUUAUGGUCUGAGUGUAGGAAAGUUAGUGUUGAGAGAAAGCCUUUUUGGUUUCCGUGGUUGGGGUGUGAAGGAGAUUAUGGCGCAAAGAGCAGAGUUUCCUUGUACUGACCAUCGGAUCUCGAUUGGGAGAGAGGUUUUGCUAUUGUGGCAAUGGUUCUUUUGAAGGUUGUGUUGGAGAAAUUUUCAAAAUAGAGGAAAGAAGACAAUGGUUGGGAAAGAACAUAAAUGAAAAUGUGUCUUUUUA